Messenger RNA from Ostrea edulis (European flat oyster), 2622 nucleotides. Its product is annotated as glucose-6-phosphate exchanger SLC37A4-like. Gene Ontology annotation, molecular function: glucose 6-phosphate:phosphate antiporter activity. Lineage: Eukaryota; Metazoa; Mollusca; Bivalvia; Ostreida; Ostreidae. Gene Ontology annotation, biological process: phosphate ion transmembrane transport; glucose-6-phosphate transport. The record is from RefSeq and is a predicted model, not a curated record. The transcript has 11 exons. Bases 64 to 1377 code for a protein of 437 amino acids. Gene Ontology annotation, cellular component: endoplasmic reticulum membrane.
GAGAAAAUUCGAGUUACCAUGUCCAGGUGGUGAAAUUUUAGACAGGGCUGCUUUUUGAUUGCCAUGGGCAGGCUGAGUGGCCCGCAGCUAGUGACUUUCACCAGUGUUUACGUGGCUUACACACUGUAUGUUUAUGUCAGACGAUCCUUCUCCUACACCAUUCCUAUACUGGCCUCGGAGGGAACACUCGAUAAGAAACAACUUGGUGUCAUAGUCAGCAGUCAGUCUCUGGCGUAUACUAUCAGUAAAUUCUGCUGUGGAAUCCUGGGAGAUAUUGUGAGUCCCCGACUUCUGUUGUCUGCAGGACUUGUAUGUUCCGGAAUCACUGCCAUCAUCUUCACAGGAUUUGACUCGGUGUUGCUCCUCAGCCUCUGGUGGUUUCUGAAUGGUUUGACACAUGGAGCAGGAUGGCCAUCAAUUGCCAUUAUUCUUAAAGCGUGGACCAACCCAGACCAGUUUGGCACUGUGUGGAGUGUGGUGUCCACCUCUAUGAACCUGGCUGGGACAGUGGGGCCAAUAGUGACCACUCUUCUGGUGACAAAACUAGGAUGGAGGUACUGCAUCCAAAUAGCAGGAGUGCUGUCUAUUACUGUGGGAUUUCUUUGUCUGCUUAUUGUGAAGGACAAACCUGGAACCAAUGCCAACAAACUAAAAGACAUGGACAAUAAGAAAAAGGAAGACAAGCCGGCAGAAUCGAAUGUGUCCCGUAAGGAUUUGUUGUUUUUACCUGGUUUCCUUGGCAUCUGUAUGUGUUACCUAGUAACAGCUUUGGUCUUGCAUGGCAUCUUACAAUGGUCACAGCUUUUUAUGGUGCAUGAAAAACACCAAUCUGUGUUGACAGGAAGUGGUUUCCUGAGUAGCGUAGAUAUUGGAGGGUUUGUCGGAUCAUUUGUAGCUGGAUACCUGUCGGAUUACAUGGUAUCCAAGAAUUCCAGUGUAUCCAGGCCUGUGAUUAGGAAAACUUUGGUGCUGUAUUUUGAAAUUCUUCUCGGGUGUGUUCUGUAUAUCUUCACAAUCCAUAUAUCAGAGAGUUCAUCUAAUGUUAUUGUCACCCUGGUAGGAUUUCUCAUAGGAGUUGGUAUCUAUGGAUCAAUAUCUUUGUUUGGGGUCAUUGCUAUGGAAACUGCACCAGAUAAAAUUGCUGGAACUGCACAUGCCAUCUCAAGUAUAUUUUCUAACAUGGGUCUGAUGUUGGCAGGAUUUCCAUUGAGCUUCAUUUCCAGCCUCCUGGACUGGCAGACGACAUUUCUCAUCCUAGUCUCUACAGUCACCAUUGUUGUUACAUAUCUUCUGCUGAAGCUCAGAACAGAGUUGUCAACCUUUAAAUCUACCUCAGGAAAAACUCUCAAUUUGUACAACGUAUUGUUUAGCAGAUAGAUUUUUAAGUGAAUAUUCGGUCAAUACAUACACAAUGUAUAUCAUAAUACCCCUUAAAGUUUUUGGGGUAUAUAGGAAUCACCUUGUCUGUUGUAUUUCUGCUGAAUGUCUGCCAGUCCUUUCUAAUGGAGAGACUAGGAGUUCAUACUUGGCACAAAGGUUGCUUAUGUCCAGAUUGUAUUUCAACCAAGGUCAUUUGGCAGAGAUCAAGGUUAAGUGAUGUAUGAUUUUUAUACCCCCCAUAUACUGGAAUCGGGUUGUCUGUCUGUCUGUCCGUCCGUCCGUCUGUAGACGCAAUGGUUUCCGGGCUCUAAAGCAUUAUCCUUUCCACCUACCGUCACCAUAUCAUAUAUAUGGACUACCCAUGGGAUGAAGAUGUUCCCUAUCGAUUUUGGGGUCAAAGGUCAAACGCACUGGACAUCGAAGUAGCAAUAUGGUUUCUGGGCUCUAAAGCAUUAUCCUUUCCACCUAUAGUCACCAUAUCAUACAUAUGGACUACCCAUGGGAUGAAGAUGUUCCCUAUUGAUUUUGGGGUCAAAAGGUCAAAGGUCAAGCGCACUGGACAUCGAAGUAGCAAUAUGGUUUCCAUUUAAAUUCUUUAAUGGCUUUUUUCAUCGCAUGGAGAUGCUGUGUUCCUAGAUACCUUUUGGAUCAUAAUACUGAAGUUUUACCUAUUACCAACACCCUUUGGGAGAUUGGGGUAAGCGGGGGGUAUUCUUAGUGAGCAUUGCUCACAGUACCUCUUGUUUUUCCUGAACCAUACUAGUCUUUGUGACAGAGAGACAUUUAAAGUACAUACUUGUCUCAAAGGGUGAUUAUGGUCAGAAGGUGAUUUGGCAAAAGUCUCUGUUAGAAUAUGAUAAAAAUAUUAGACAGUCAUAUUUAACAUUAAAUUUGCAUAUGACCAGAUGCUGGGUUGUGACCCCAAAAGAAAGCCAUUUGGCAAAAACCAAGGUCAUAGUAAAAACAAAGAUUUUUUUUGUACAGGCCAUAGCUAUACAUAUAUAAUAGAAAGACUUCAUCAGCUUAUAUUGGAUGCAAACUAAGGUUGCUUAGAAAUAAAUCCUGUAUUUUGACCCUCAACCAUAAAUCCAGCAUCGGGUAUUGGUCCUGUUGAGAAUGAGAGGGAUUUGCAGUUCUUUGCAGAAGACUGGUAUUACAUGGUAAUAUUUUAAUGGAGUGUGCAUUGAAUGCUGCUGUAUUAUCAUCAUUUCUAAAUCAAUAAACAUGCAUUUGGUAUAUUGA